AUGGAUUCUUCGCUGUUCUUUCCCUCGUUAAUAAGUGGUGCAGCAGCAGGUACGUCAACUGAUAUUGCGUUUUUCCCGAUUGAUACGAUCAAAACUAGGUUGCAAGCUAAGGGUGGGUUUUUCUAUAAUGGAGGGUAUCAUGGAAUUUACCGUGGGCUUGGAUCAGCAGUGGUCGCAAGUGCGCCCAGUGCAUCAUUGUUUUUCAUCACUUAUGAUUCGAUGAAGUAUUAUUUACGUCCCCUGCUGGGAAUAUACAUCAUGGAUGAGCAGAUUGCGGACACUAUGUCUCAUAUGGUGUCUUCAUCAAUUGGGGAAGUAAGUGCAUGCAUGGUACGGGUUCCAGCGGAGGUCAUCAAACAGAGAACACAGACUCAUCGAACAAACUCUUCUUGGCAGACGUUGCGACUGCUGUUGCGCAAUAAGAAUGGUGAGGGGCUAAGACGCAAUUUAUACCGCGGAUGGACUACUACGAUUAUGCGGGAGAUACCUUUUACUUGUAUUCAGUUCCCCUUGUAUGAAUAUCUGAAGAAGAAAUGGGCGUCUUAUGGUGACGGGAAUCGGGUGCCCCCAUGGAAAGGUGCUAUUUGCGGAUCCAUUGCUGGCGGAAUUGCUGCUGCUUUAACAACACCUUUGGAUGUUUUGAAAACAAGAUUAAUGUUAAAUGAACAAUCGAUACCUGUAAUGCAAUUGCUAAAGCAUAUCUAUCGUGAAGAGGGUGUUAAAGUGUUUUUCAGUGGAGUAGGCCCCAGGACACUGUGGAUCAGUGCAGGUGGAGCGAUAUUUUUAGGCGUAUACGAAGCAGUGCAUUCAUUAUUUUAG
Messenger RNA from Eremothecium cymbalariae DBVPG#7215, 819 nucleotides. It is a transcript of the gene PET8, whose product is annotated as Pet8p. Lineage: Eukaryota; Fungi; Ascomycota; Saccharomycetes; Saccharomycetales; Saccharomycetaceae. Gene Ontology annotation, cellular component: mitochondrial inner membrane. Gene Ontology annotation, molecular function: S-adenosyl-L-methionine transmembrane transporter activity. Gene Ontology annotation, biological process: transmembrane transport. The record is from RefSeq and is a predicted model, not a curated record. The transcript has a single exon. Bases 1 to 819 code for a protein of 272 amino acids.